This is a messenger RNA of Sphaeramia orbicularis (orbiculate cardinalfish), 2273 nucleotides long. Its product is annotated as F-box only protein 40-like. The transcript is spliced from 9 exons. Gene Ontology annotation, molecular function: ubiquitin protein ligase activity; protein binding; zinc ion binding. Gene Ontology annotation, cellular component: cytoplasm. The record is from RefSeq and is a predicted model, not a curated record. The coding region runs from base 72 to 2273 and encodes 733 amino acids. Lineage: Eukaryota; Metazoa; Chordata; Actinopteri; Kurtiformes; Apogonidae.
AGGAGAGGAAAGAACCCUUCUGCAUUGGCACAUUGGAUAAAAAAAGAUUCCCUACAGAAAGUUUUACAGAUAUGAGCCACCGUUCUCGAGCCUCCAGACGUGGACAUCAUGUCCACUGUGAUUCAUGUUACAACCGGCGCUGCAGGGCUCGGGUGGAGGUCUCUGUGUCCUGCGCGAUCACCUCCUGCCGCCUGCUCUGUGGAGCUGUGUUCCACCUGUGCAAAGAGGAGGAUCACCUGCUGCUCUGCCCUAACGUCAGGGUGCCCUGCCUCAACGCUGAGUACGGAUGCCCGCUCCAGAUGACCCGCUCAUCCAGGGGUCAUCACCUCCAGGUGUGUCCGGCCAGUGUGGUGUGCUGCUCCAUGGACUGGCUUCGCUGGCCGACUGAUGAAACAAACCCUCACUCCUUCAUAGCUUUGCAGGAGAAUGUGUUGAAGGAGAAUGAGGAGCAGGAGGAGGCCCUGGACAUUGGUAUGGCCCUGGUCGAUCAGUCAGACCUCUAUGCACGACUGAAAAUGAAGCCUCUGUAUCCAGAGCUGAUGGAGGCUGAAGAGGAAGAGGAGCAAGAAUCAGAUGAGGAGAAGGAGGAGAAGGAGGAGGAGAAGGAGGAGGAGGCAGUGGGAGUGUUAGUAAAUGGUGUCACAGACAAAGAGAAAGGUGAAUCUCAGUUGCAUUUGCCCACAUCUGCAGGAACAUGUGACACAACUGGUUUUCAAGACAUUGCACUAAACAGAUUGAAGCAAGGCAUCAACCUAGAGAAGUACAACAUAUGUGAGAUGAUGUUCGGGAUGGAGAGAGGUGCCUGUGCUGUCGCUGAGACAACCCAGAAUGACCCAAAAGAAAAUGAAAAACAGAGGGAGAAGGAGAAGGCCAAGACCGGAAAAGAUUCAAAAGUGUCCAAAAAAGACCACAAAGCUGCAGAAAAGGGUGCAGCCGCAGCUCCAAGUGGUCCUGAACCAGACACUAGUAAGACCGGACAUGCCCCCUGGCAGGAGGGUGUAUUGGAGCGAGUGGGGAGGGAGCUCACCCCGCAGGAGUACCACAUGUAUGUGGUGCAUCAUGGGCGCAUGCUUGUUGCCUUUGGCCAAAUCGAAGCUUGUACGCCAAGGGAGAAAGAUUUUGUUUAUGGGAGUCUGGAGCCCAUUCCAGUCCAGACUCUGCGCUCAUUCAAGGUCCCUGACAGCUAUCACUACAGACAGCGGGUUCAUCUGUACGACACAGCUGCGAGGGCUCAGAGUGAGCCUUGUGGAGUGGACACCUCAGACCUGGGAGCUAGUGAACAGGACUGGUACAGCGACGAAGCUGCAGCCACGUUACUGGGCUAUGCAGAGAAUGAUGUCAUGGGUCAUAAGAUUAGUGAGUCCAAAGCCGCCGAUGGACUCUACAUCGAUGUGGGAACACAAACACACUCGUUCCGCUCUGCACCGUUUAAAGCGAAGACGACGCUGGCAGACGUGACGGUGGACAAACCGCUGAAGCUUCGUCUGCAGCUGCAAGCGGAGAGCGUGAACAGCAGACACUCCAGAGCUGGCUGUGCUUUUUCAUUCAUCUGUGGUCACACUUUCCACCGCAGGGAGUUCGCCACACAUUACAGGAAUGUUCACAGUGAAAUCCAGAUGUGUCUGAGCGGCUGGUUCGAGCAGAGGUGUCCUUUGUCGUAUCUAGGAUGCAUCUACAGUCAGAGGAGGUUUCAACCUUCGACUCAUAAAGCCACUGUCAGCUACAACCAGGAGCUGAAGACUUUCAACUUGCGCCCAACACUCGUUCCCUCUCUUGGCGACAACUCCCCCCCAUCUGGGAACGCAGGGGACAUGUCUACAAUCCACAAGCAGAAAGGAUGCAGACCGGCAUUAGGCGAGGAUGCUCUGAGCUCGUUGCCUUAUGAGGUGCUCUGUCACAUGGCCAGUUUCCUGGACAGUCUGUCUCUAUCACAGCUGGCUCUGGUGUCCCGGCUCAUGAGGCAGGUGUGCUCCUCUCUGUUAGAGGACAGAGGGAUGGUUGUCUUGCGAUGGGAGAAGAAGUCACAGUCACGUGGAGGAACCAAGUGGAGGGCCAAACCAGUGUGGGAGUUCAGUCAUCUCUUCUCCACAGUGGAUUCAUGGCACAUGGCAGACAUCCCUCCUAUAUCUGCUCACCUAAAAGUCUGUCCUUACUACGAGAAGUAUGUGCACAGCGAUCCUUUUCCUCUACCCAGCAUGAACGAGAAACAGGGCAGCAUCCAGGAGAGACAGAGCCUGGUCAGCCAUUUCACAGCAAAUAAAAGAAAACAGUGA